CUCCCGACUACAGGUGGAUCCUGAGCAUAGGUGACGAGGCCGUGCGGCUGGAAGCCCUCAACGAGCACCUCAGCACGCGCAGCUACGUUCAGGGGCACGCGCUGUCCCAGGCGGACGUGGAUGCGUUCAGGCAGUUCUCGGCGCCUCCCACCGACCUGCGGCUCUUCCAUGUGGUGCGCUGGUUCAGGCACGUUGAGGCGGUCCUCAGCGGCCCCCACAGCCCAGGCCAGCCCUGCGGGCUCCAAGCAAGUAAAGGCCGGCGCGGGCAGCCCCAGUGGUCACCGCCGACGGGCACGGAGUCCGGCAAGCUGCGCCUCUACAACAGCCUCACCCGGAACAAGGACGUGUUUAUACCUCAAAACGGGAAAAAGGUGACGUGGUACUGCUGUGGGCCAACUGUGUACGACGCUUCUCACAUGGGCCACGCCAGGUCCUAUAUCUCUUUUGAUAUCCUGAGAAGAGUGUUGAAGGAUUACUUCAAAUAUGACGUCUUUUAUUGCAUGAACAUCACGGACAUCGAUGAUAAGAUCAUCAGGCGGGCGCGGCAGAACCACCUAUUCGAGAGGUACCGGGAGAAGCAGCCCCAGGCAGCCCAGCUCCUCGAGGACAUACGUGCUGCCCUGCAGCCGUUCUCAGCGAAAGUGAAGGAGACAACGGAUCCCAAUAAAAGGCAGAUGCUCGAGAGGACCCAGCGCACCGUGGAGCUGGCCGCCGAGCCGCUUGAGAAGGCCGUGCAGGCCAAGCUCCCCGCAGAAGAGAUCAGCAGCUGUGCUGAGGUGUUGCUGGAGGCGGCCAAGGACCUGCUCUCUGACUGGCUGGACUCCAGGUUUGGCAGCGAGGUGACAGACAACUCCAUCUUUUCCAAACUGCCCAAGUUCUGGGAGGAGGAGUUCCACAAAGACAUGGCAGCUCUGAACGUCCUCCCACCAGAUGUCUUAACGCGGGUCAGUGAAUAUGUGCCCGAAGUCGUGAACUUUGUGCAAAGGAUCGUGGACAACGGUUAUGGCUAUGCCUCAAACGGGUCUGUCUACUUCGACACGGUAAAGUUUGCCUCGAGUGAGAAGCACUCCUACGCCAAGCUGGUGCCCGAAGCCGUGGGAGAUCAGAAAGCCCUCCAGGAAGGGGAAGGUGACCUGAGCGUCUCGGCUGAGCACCUGAGUGAAAAGCGAUCACCCAGCGACUUCGCCCUGUGGAAGGCCUCCAAGCCCGGAGAACCGUCUUGGCCGUGCCCCUGGGGAAAGGGCCGCCCAGGCUGGCACAUUGAAUGCUCUGCCAUGGCGGGCACCCUGCUGGGGGCCUCGAUGGAUAUCCAUGGCGGCGGCUUCGACCUCCGAUUCCCGCACCACGACAAUGAGCUGGCGCAGUCCGAGGCCUACUUUGAAAACGACUGCUGGGUCAGGUACUUCCUGCACACGGGCCACUUAACCAUCGCGGGUUGCAAGAUGUCCAAGUCCCUGAAGAACUUCAUCACCAUCCAGGACGCCUUGAAGAAGCACUCCGCGCGACAGCUGCGGCUGACCUUCCUCAUGCACUCCUGGAAGGACACGCUCGACUACUCCAGCAACACCAUGGAGUCGGCCCUGCAGUACGAGAAGUUCAUGAACGAGUUUUUCUUAAACGUGAAGGGCCUCCUCCGCGCUCCCGUGGACGUGACGGGGCAGUUUGAAAAGUGGGAGGAGGAAGAAGCCGAGCUGAAUAAAAACUUCUAUGACAGGAAAGCAGCUGUGCACGAGGCGCUCUGUGACAACGUGGACACCCGUGCUGUCCUGGAGGAGAUGCGGGCCCUGGUCAGCCAGUGCAACCUCUACAUGGCGGCCAGGAAGGCAGCCCGCAGGCGGCCCAACCGCGCCCUGCUGGAGAGCGUCGCCCGCUACCUCACACACCUGCUCAAGAUCUUUGGGGCCAUCGAAGAGGACAGCACUCUGGGCUUCCCUGUCGGAGGACAUGGGGCUGGCCUAGAUGUCGAGGCCACGGUCAUGCCGUACCUGCAGGCUUUGUCGGAAUUCCGAGAAGGAGUGCGGAGAAUCGCCAGAGAGAAAAAAGUUCCUGAGGUCCUGCAGCUCAGUGACACCCUGCGGGACGACGUCCUGCCCGAGCUCGGGGUCCGGCUGGAAGACCAUGAAGGCCUCCCCACUGUGGUCAAGUUGGUGGACAGAGCGACGUUGUUAACCGAGAGAGAAGAGAAGAGGAGGGGCGAAGAGGAGAGGAGGAGGAAGAAGGAGGAGGCCGCCCGGAAAAAGCGGGAACACGAGGCGGCAAAGCUAGCAAAGAUGAGGAUCCCACCCAGCAAGAUGUUCCUAUCAGAGAGCGACAAAUACUCCAAGUUUGAUGACACUGGCCUGCCCACGCAUGACGCCGAGGGCAAGGAGCUGAGCAAAGGCCAGGCCAAGAAGCUGAAGAAGCUCUUUGAGGCUCAGGAGAAGCUCCACCAGGAGUACCUGCAGACGGUGCAGAACGGAAGCGUGCAGUGAGCGGGUGGGGGACUCGCGUGCCACGCCUCGGUGGUGACAGGCCUGUGCGUCACCAUGUUUACGCUCGUCCUCGAGCCCUAAGUUAAGGACCUGCCCCAGUGGACCCAUAUCCCCCUGGCUU
This is a messenger RNA of Trichechus manatus latirostris (Florida manatee), 2592 nucleotides long. RefSeq names its product cysteinyl-tRNA synthetase 1 (gene CARS1). Bases 417 to 2471 code for a protein of 684 amino acids. Gene Ontology annotation, molecular function: ATP binding; cysteine-tRNA ligase activity. Gene Ontology annotation, biological process: cysteinyl-tRNA aminoacylation. The record is from RefSeq and is a predicted model, not a curated record. Gene Ontology annotation, cellular component: cytoplasm. The transcript is spliced from 22 exons. NCBI's taxonomy places the organism in Eukaryota, Metazoa, Chordata, Mammalia, Sirenia, Trichechidae.